AUGCAACAGCGAAGGGGCAGUUUGGGCAGUUUGGGGAAGGAUUCGAAGAUCCAUUGGUGCCCUGGCCCUGCUAGUUGCUACGGAUGGUGUACUUGGUCGUCACGUCACGGCACAUCAUCUGCAGGCGCGAGAUGGCCGGGGUCCCCCACUAUCGAUGCAACGACGCCUCACCCGCCGUCCGACUUUGAAGACACACCCACAAGUUCACAAGUACAUGGCACCCACGACACACCCAAGGAACAGAAGGAGAAGGAGAAGAAGGAGGAGGACGAUGAGAAGAAGGAACGUGGAGGACGGUAG
This is a messenger RNA of Colletotrichum paranaense, 300 nucleotides long. RefSeq lists its product as uncharacterized. NCBI's taxonomy places the organism in Eukaryota, Fungi, Ascomycota, Sordariomycetes, Glomerellales, Glomerellaceae. The transcript has a single exon. Bases 1 to 300 code for a protein of 99 amino acids. The record is from RefSeq and is a predicted model, not a curated record.